AUGGAAUCUGACUGGAAGAGGCGCCCAAGGCAAGUUUGUACUUCAUGCCAGCGAAAGAAAAUAAAAUGUGACAAAUGCCGGCCUUGUUCACAGUGUGUUAAGGCUAAGAAAGAAAGUAGCUGUGUCUAUCAAGAUUGGUUGAAUACGACGGUACCGAAAGCUCAUUCUCCAGUUUCGCAAAAGAGAAGGAAAAACUCUUCUAAUAAUUUAAAUAAGAAACCAUGUGGCUCCAUUUUGUCAUUCGACUAUACUCCCGAAGACUCUAGAGUUAGUUCUGACGACAAUAAAAUUCAAACUUCCACCAAAAUGACUUUGAUACCAACGGCCGAAUUGGAAGAAUUAAAACUGAGGCUUCAAGUGCUAGAUGAAAGCUUGAAGAAUUCAGGAAUAACCAAGGUAACCUCCACAAAACAACCUAUUAAUCGUGUCAUAUCGAAGUACUCGUGGCUGGAAGAAGGUGAAAUACCUACCCUCUGUCAAAAUCCAUUUGGCUCUAACAAUGAAGAGAUCAACUUUUAUUCCAACUAUUCCCCAAUAUAUACGUAUUACGAGUCUAGACGUAUCAACUAUGGACCAUUUUCAUGGUUCUCUUUCAUGAGAAAGGAUUCUUAUUUAUUGAUACUUUGGGAAGACAUGGUAAAGAGAAAGAGCGACGGCUUACAAAACGAGCUUCAAGAAAGCUCUACAGAAGAUACUGAAAUGAUGGCAUCAUCAUUUGAAAAUGACAAAACUACCCAUUCUGAAAAGGAAUUUAAGAAAAGAGAAUUAGAAAGUGAAGGAAUAGCAGACACUAUGUCUUAUGAUAGCAUUCUAAAAGUGGGAUUUCAUGAAAGACUAAAAGAUUUACCGGACAAAAAUAGUUGGGCCUUGGGCUUGACAUUUUUUGAUGGACCUUUAAACAAGGAAUUACAAUUAAUAGAUCAAAUUAGAGUCAUAUUACCGAAACAAAGAGUUAUAUGGAAGUUGUUGAAUAGGUUUUUUUCCUGGUUAUACCCCUUUAUGCCUUUCUUGGAUGAAAAAAGCUUCAGAACUGAAAUUUCAAAGAUCAUUGGUCCAGAAGAUUACUUGGAUGCGAAGAUUACGGAUCUCAAAGUGAAAAAGAAGUUGGAUUUGGCUCAAAUAGGCAUAUUACUUAUUGUGCUUCGCUUAACGUAUUUCACUUUGUUUUGUAAUAAUAACUCGAUAAAUGAGAUGAACUUGACAACUCAGGAAUCUUCAGAGGAGGCACAAGAAAUGAAGUACCUACUUUUAAAUCCAAUUAAUAUUAAUUUCAUUGAUGUUGCGCAGUCCUGUUUAUACCAGUUUAAUUUAUGGAAGAGAACUAAUCUCACAGUGCUUCAGUGCGCUCUAUUUUUCAAGUUGUAUCACUUUUAUGCCCCAGAGAGUGGGGACGGUGCUGACGAUAGCGAUUCGGAGCUAUCUCAUGUUUUAUUAAUUCAUAUGGCUUGUUCCAUAGGAUUAAAUAGAGAGCCGACGAGCAUCAAGAAUUUAGAACAAGAGAGACGCACCUUUCAUUUAGGAAGAAAGAUAUGGUUUAUUUUAGUGUACUGGGACAUUUAUUAUUCGUUCACUUUUGGAUCACAAUUACAUACUAGCGCAACAUGUUACGAUACAGAAUUACCUUCUUUCAGUGUUGAUUCUGCAAACACAUCAGAUUUUCAUCUCGAGGAACAAGUAGUAGAAUCUUAUCAUUUUUACCAUAAAUUCUACUCCCACCUCAAAAAGUUAGUCAGCUUAAUUUUGAAAGUUGGUAAACCUGUGAAGUUGAAGGAUUUAACCUCUAAGUUGAGCUCCCUUGAAGAAAUAUGUCAUGAUAUUUUUCAAUCGCCUCAAGCAAACACAACAAUAGGGGAUAUCUCUGUCGGAUAUGUGAGGAAUUAUCGAUCUAAAUUAUGCCUUGAUAUCAAAUGCUUCCUAAUUUCACUUUACUUUCAUCUCUGCUUAUUUUAUGAAGAAAAGAAGAAUGAGGAAUUAUAUUUCUUUUAUUUGAAGAAAAUGCUUUUGAUGUCUACCAGUCAAAUUAUGCCACAUUUUUUCUUAUUGUUAGGAGGUGAUAUCUAUUGUGAUUUUAUUGUUAAUCCAUCUGUUGAGAUGGCAAUACAAAAAUCAAAUCAGGUUCUUUUAGCAGUCCUCUUAAGAAUAAGUUUCCUUCUUCAAAAUUUAAAAUUUGAAAAUGAUCAUAAUAUGAAAAUGCAAAUGGACCAAAACUAUAGACAUUAUUUUUUUAAACUUGGUGAAUUAGCGGGCAAAUUGAAGAAGUGUUCAGAGAUAAGUAUUGCCGCGAGUUCGAAAAUUAGUAAUCGCUAUUACUAUGCUUGGAGGAUUACGAAAGCACAAAGGUUUUUGCACCAAGAGAUAUCUGAUGAAAAUUUUUAUCUUGAUAACUAUGACAAAGGAAACGCAUUAUAUUUCAAUAAGUUGACUAUAUCACAAGUAAAUGAGUUGAUUGAAAUUUGUGAAAAUCCUAUCAAAGAUAUUCUGAAACAAAGAAUGUCAGUACUGGAGACUGAAGGCUUCGAGAGUAAAAAUGCAGAUAGGGCAGCAGUGGGCUCUUUAGAUUUUCAAGAUGGUAUUCAUCUGCCGUAUUUUUCUUUUGAAAGUUAUCCUACAAAAGAUAUUUAUGAUUCGAAUUCUGUCUUCGAUUUCAGUGGCCAAGAUAAUACGAAUGUCGAUAAUCUCUGGGUUCAAACAAUCGCAAAAAAGAACGGAAUUAGUAUUAAUGACUCUUCUGCUAAUGAGGUUGCUUUGAAUGAAUACUCAACGGAAAGCAAUAACAAUAUAUUUGAAUUAAGCAUGGCCUCGUCUUAUGACAUACUUGGAGAACUACCUCUUACAGAGAUCUUUAGGCAAGCCGAUAGUAAUACUUCGAAAGGGAAUUAA
Molecule: messenger RNA, 2880 nt
Organism: Priceomyces carsonii
Lineage: Eukaryota; Fungi; Ascomycota; Pichiomycetes; Serinales; Debaryomycetaceae
Exons: 1
Coding region: 1-2880 (959 amino acids)
Biological process (GO): positive regulation of transcription by RNA polymerase II; DNA-templated transcription
Cellular component (GO): nucleus
Molecular function (GO): DNA-binding transcription factor activity, RNA polymerase II-specific; RNA polymerase II cis-regulatory region sequence-specific DNA binding; zinc ion binding
Source: RefSeq, a predicted model, not a curated record